AUGAGCUAUAAUCAACUUGUCCAAGACCUUAUUGCCACCAGAAAGGUUAGAAAAUUCAAGUCAGCGUCCCAUCAGAAUGCUAAAGACCAUAAUGAAAUCAUGAAGAGAGUUAAUACAAAUGGGGUGAAGAUCGAUCUUGUUAUGGAAAUCCUCAAAAAUGUAUAUGGAGGACGUGUAACAGUAGAAGCAUUGUUGAACUUUGCAAAAAGUCUUGCAAUAAAGAUUCAUAAGAGAUUGGAUAGGCUUGCAUUGAGAAAUAGAAAUGCAUUGUUAUGCUGGUAUGCAGAAAACUGGACUCAGAUAUAUCCCCACUUGGGUAGCUUUAAUAGAUUUAUGGAUAAAGGGAACUUAUUGAAUGAGAACUUGCCGAUUAGAAAUCAGGCAGAAUCUUUCAUUGAUCCAUCUGAUAUCCGUCAGUUAUUGAAUCAUCACUGA
This is a messenger RNA of Trichomonas vaginalis G3, 435 nucleotides long. RefSeq lists its product as uncharacterized. The record is from RefSeq and is a predicted model, not a curated record. Bases 1 to 435 code for a protein of 144 amino acids. Lineage: Eukaryota; Parabasalia; Trichomonadida; Trichomonadidae. The transcript has a single exon.